Molecule: messenger RNA, 4320 nt
Organism: Helobdella robusta
Lineage: Eukaryota; Metazoa; Annelida; Clitellata; Rhynchobdellida; Glossiphoniidae
Exons: 14
Coding region: 1-4320 (1439 amino acids)
Molecular function (GO): protein binding
Source: RefSeq, a predicted model, not a curated record
AUGGAGGUGUAUUUAAAAAGUGUUCAGACGAAAUUGAACACACUUUCCGCAAUAACAGAUGUCACGAAGACAGACGACGACAAAACGCUACAAAAACUUAUCGACACUGCUUUGCGAUUCAACCUACGAUUUGGAUUAGAAAGUUCCAAUGAGACGUUGAGCAGAAGGACCAACCUGAAAAUUCACCAAUUGCUCACUAAAGAAAGUUUGUCGCUAUUAAGAGAAGAAUUUCUUAAUGCCAUAACCGAAAAAACGGAGGGUCUGUCCAUUGAACUGUUCAAAAGUGCUAUGACCAAAUGCAUUGGUAGGCAGUUGAAUGAAGCCGAGUUAGAGGAAUUAUUUUAUAAAGUCGACGUGAUGAAAAACAAUGUAGUUACUUGGAAAGAAUAUUCAAAUUAUUUACUGCUUGAAAUGGACAUGAAAGAAAAAUUACUCACUCUAGAAAAAGAACUUCUGGGAAACAACAUACAGAUCUUCAAAACAGAAGGCCGAGAUUCAAUCAAAGCCUUGUUAAUUCUCCCAUUUGGUGAUUUUGAAAGUUCCGACCCUAAAGGUCUACUCGGUGCUAAAGAUGCUGAUUGCCGAUAUUUCACGUGCAGUCGAGAUGGUGUGAUAAAUUUUUGGAGCUCCAACUUUCAAACAAGCGACACCUUCAUCCUACAUUCAUACAUUGCCAAAGGAACAACUCUGAGUUAUUGGGUAACGUCGGCAGAAGUUAUUCCAGAAGCUAAGCUUAUUGCCAUAGCGACGACUAACUUUAGUCUUUUUCUCUUCCGCUAUGGAAACAACAAAGAGUUUGAGAUGACGACAAAAAUCGAAAAGUUUCCUGGAACGAUCACAUGCUUAUCGUACUACAAGGACGACCAACCUAACAACGCGUCUUUUUUAACGUGGGGAGACGAGUACGGAGGGGUGGGCGUGAUUGCAUUCCACGUCAACCCUGCGAGAACAGCAAUCGGAAUAAGUCCCAAGCACAGUAUCAACAAAAAGAAUCAAUUUCACCAGUUCCAUUUUACGGAUCUCUCUAAUAACCACGUGCUCGGUUUGGAAGCAAGGUACAUUGCCGAAAUACACAAGAGAUACGUCUGUCAAGUUAGAUACGUCGCCAAAUUGCGGAGUUGGUUGUCCUGCUCCAAAGAAACAUGUACAGCCUUAUUUAUUGGUGAUCUAGUGCCCAAUGUACCUUUCAAGAAUCGAAUCUACUACAGCGUUCUGCAUGGUGUCACCGUUUUUGAAUACAGCGAGAAAAUGAAUUUUAUCAUAACCGGUGGUUACGACAUGCUAAUAAGAUUAUGGAACCCAAUGGCGAAAAAUCAGAAGCUAGUUGGCGUGUUUCGGGGUCAUGUAGGUCCAGUGACUCAUAUAAUGUUGGACCAUCGAGAUGCCUUCCUUGUGACCAUCAGCGAAUGCAAGGACAUUUUAGUUUUUGACAUGAGCGAUCAAGCUUGCAUACAGUCCAUCAAACAGCAGAGCUUCAAAGCUCUCGGUAAGAAACCCAUUACGGCUGCGUGUAUUAAUAAAAAGUCACACACUGUGGUUCUAGCCAGCAACAUGAGAUUAGGGGUGAUUGAAGGAAAGGAAGAAAUUUUAGGUAGACACGCUCUUUCUACUCUCACAGCACCUAUCACAACGGCUCUUUAUAACCCGCUUUUUAAACAGAUUGUGACGGGUGAUUGGAAGAGCCAGGUGAUUGUGUGGAAUGCGUUUGGUGGUGAAAAAAUUGUUCAUUUCACGGCGCACACGGUUCGACUGAAAGGUCGGAAGGUGGAAAUUGAGAUAAAAGUGAUGUCGUUUGAUGCUACGUACAGAAGGCUGGUGACUGGCCACAGCGAUGGAAUGGUUAAAAUUUGGAAUUACAAUAUCGCCGUGCUCUUGCAGGAAAUACCCGUACCAACUCGAUUUGAAGUUACAGCUCUUUGUUGUCCGUUUGGAAAAAUAUUCGUGGCCGGUUGUAACGAUUCGGUUUUUUUGCAUAUCGAAAACACUGUACCACCCGAAGGAUACAUUGCUCUGAAACCGGCACAUCCCAGUUACAUCACUCAGAUGGCUGUCAUGCCAGAAACAUAUUUAGCAUCUGCUUCUGCGGAUGGAACCUUGAUGGUUUACAGUUUGAAGACGAGUUUGCCUCAAUUUAAAUUUAAUCUUGCAAACUUGGACAUGAUUGCAUCGGUUGAUUUUUACAAAUACAUGACGAAUGAACCAACGAUUCAGAGUGAAGGAGGAUGGCUAAAUGAAAAACACACCGUGAAAUCAAAAAAACUUAUGAAAUUGUUUGCCAGCUCGUCCAGAGGCAAUGAAGCCACAGUUUUAAAAAAUCAAGUAGUGACCAACUCAAAUAUACAUUACGAUUUCUGUGUAGAGGCCCUCGUCUAUCUAACCAAACGUAAAAUUACUCCGCGAACGGCCGUUCUACUAACUUGUAUGCAUGAUGGCAGAGUACUUAGCUGGCCCAUGGAUCUUUACGGAAAGUGCCUCGGGGAAUUCAUGGCAGCAUACAAGGAGAACGAACUUCUACAUGCUGCUGAUGUGACAUCGGAUGACGCAUUCCUAGUUACGGGAGACUCCUUAGGUUACAUAAAAGUUUGGGACAUUUCCCACUAUCACAAUCCUGAAGAGGGAGAAUGUUGUGACGUUAUAGACUCGAUGAGACUUCCGAUCUGGCAGACGUUUUCGUUUGUUCGUAUGCGCAAAAACAUUGAAAUGUACAAACGGUUGAGUCAAACUGAUGUCCUACUGCCGAUGCACAUGAAAGUGAAGUGUCAUGAACUGAACGGCUACCCAGUGCAAUCUCCUCACCUUAUCAACAGUUUCAAGAGUCACGUUGGCGGUGUUGUCAGUUUGAAGCUUAUCGAAAUCGAUUCAAUGCACUCAAUCAUAUCAACAGCAUCAGACAUGUCGGUUCGUAUAUGGUCCUUGCAAGGAAUAUUUUUUGGUUUGCUCGGUCAAAAGAACAUGUGGACUAAUCCUGAACUUCAUUACGGAUUUGUUUCUAAUGAAAAAUUUCAAAAGGAAACAGCGGAAAUUGGUAAAAGCCAAGAAUUAAACGAUUGCGGAAAAUCGGCUUUUCACAUGACAAACGAUGAAGUUAAACUCAUUGCUUUCAAGGAGAGUGAUGAAGAUUUGGUAAAUAAGCAAAUUCGAGUUGAAAAGAAAGGUAGUAAUCUAACUGAAAGUAUGACCAACUUGAAUAGCAUGAUAAAUUACAUUGAACUUGCCGAGUCAGAGUUAAACGACAUUAAGAAAUCAGAUAAAAUGACUAGGUCCAUCUCGGACUCAAAACACAGUGCGUUUGUGAUGAUUAACAGCCUUUAUUACCAAGAUAGUUCUAGAUUCAAAGAGGAUCAAACUCCUGCUAGUAAAUUUAUUGAGACGUUUUCUUUGGAAGAUUUUGUAGAGAAAAAGGUAACGACAAAAUCAGUGGAUAUACCAUCGGACUUGAAGAGAGUUGGAUCUUAUACUACUCUGUACGUCUUGGAGAGCGAAAUGAACGUGAGGCAGUCAUCGAGGUGGAUUAAAAUUCUUCAUACCACGGUCUGGAUAAUUAAUUAUCUCAGAUUUAGAAAGACAAAAUUUGCCAAUCCAUUUAGACUACCUGGAGCGGAUCCAUCCAAAGUCGGAGUUUAUUCAAAUAACAUAAAAGAUCUCAUUGAAGAAUAUAUCUCGUCUCAGUUGAAUAAAGUCAGUCUUAGAGAUUCCAGGAGUGUGGCAUCUCCCUACAAAAAUGACCAAGAAAAACGAAACCAGCUACUCCGGCCAUUAACUCCUCUUUCAAGUGAAAUCUUCGGUCAGUUUUAUAGCGAACAUUACACGAAACAUCGCGCCAUCGUUCCUUGGAGUGUUGCAGAGGAGCUAACUGACGGAGCCGUGUGUCCCUACAAAAAUCUUCCUCUAGCCAAGAUAUCCGCCAAAGACCCGGCCCAUAACGUUCGUGUGCUGUUCGCCAAUCUAGGCAUACAAGGGCGCGAGUUAAUGGGUCCUAGUCCUGGCCAGCCUGCGUCGGGUGGGUUCACUCCGAACACGGAAUCAGAGAUGACCCUGGUUCGAAACCUCAAAAAAACCGGUUGGAAACUCAUAUGGGUCUUGAGAUCCACUCUGAACUUCGCAAGUGAUGGAGAAGUAGUCAGAGAAGUAGGUAGAGAGUUCCAGAGAAAAGGACCAGAAAAAGCAAAAGCAGAUUUGGCAAAAGAGUGUUUAACACGAGUUAAGAAAAAGCGAGAAAAAGAAGACGAUCGUAAACCGGGGCGUUUAGAAGGAUUAAGUUUAAGACACAUAGAGUCAGACCAAGCGAUAAUUGAAGAAAGACAUAGAGAUAAAUUAUGA